CUUCCAUGUUCGUUAGUCUCUGUCCCUUUCCCGCUUUAAUCGGCUCUGAGGGGUUGCGAAUGCACUAGCAAUAUUUGCCUACGUACAUGCACUGCCCAUAUAACAAUGCUUUACUCUAUGCGUUUCUACAAUUAAGGACCCUUAUACUCGAAAAAUCAAUUGGUUCGCGCGCGUUGUCCAGGUAGGAGUGUUUCACUUUGAUCUGCGAGCUCGCGGGCGGAUUUGCGCUGAAUUCUAAUUAAUAAUAUCCUUUGUCUCGAGUUAUACUCCGAUAACUUAAUUUUAAUAGUUUAAUCGAAAACUUUCAAAGUGUAUCGUUCGAAAUACAUUAACAACGCCACCAAGUCCGUCAUGUCUUCGGGCCGGCGGCUUCCACGAGGGUGGCGCUCCAUGAUUAGCCGCACCACAGGUGGGGUCUUUUAUUUCAACCGAUACACGCAGACCAUGCAGUGGCACCGGCCUGGUGAUAGACCAACUAACGGGCAUACCUCGCACUCGGCCCAGCGAGAGAGGUCUCGAUCGCGCUCCCCGCAGCAGAGGCUUGCCUGCAGCCAUAUCCUUAUCAAGCAUAAGGACUGUCGCAAUCCAAUUGAUAGCAACGACAAGCCGGUCACCCGGACCAAGGAGGAAGCCAAGUUACUUGCUGCUGAAAUCCACGAGCGGAUUACAAGGGAUCUCAUCACUUUUGCUGACGCUGCUGUGGGCUUCUCCGAAUGUGCGUCUGCUCGUAACCAAGGCGACAUACAACCGAGUCUUCAAAGGGGCCGUAUGCAGCAGUCGUUUGAAGAGGCGGCCCUCGCUUUGGAAGUUGGGCAAGUGAGCGGCAUAGUGGAAUCCAGCUCUGGAUUCCAUAUCAUCAUGCGCCGCGAAUAGAUUGAGCGAAAUUUAUUUGAUAAUUUGUGUGCCAAAUGCUAAGUCGCGUAUUAUGAAUACUGUUUGUUUCAAUAAUUCAUUGCACUAAAACUUGUUUUAGUUUAGGCAUAAAAUUAUUUCAUGUUUUAAAAAAAAAGACAAAACCUGCUCCAUUUUUUUAAGCGACUUAAGUACUUUAGGAAUUUAUAACUAAGUUAUAAUGUGAUAUUUGAUAUCUGAAAGAUAUUAGUAUUAUUUUAGAUUAUUAAUUUAUUUUAAAAUAAUACAUCGACAUAAAAUUAGCUUAAUAUUAUGCUCAAUUUGGUUUAGGCCGGUACGCCGAGUACCACGUACCAAUGAUUUGAUAAUGGUCUCAAGCGUAAUUCAUACCUACUAGAUUACGUUCCGAACACUCAUUGUGCCACAACCAUUAACUGCACUGCGAUUCUUUUACAACAAACUUUUCAAGGUAUUCGAAUAGUAGGAUAACUAUAAGUACUUAUCUUUAAAUAGAGAGAUGAUAGUCUGAUUGCACCUUUCUUCAUGAUUAUAAUUGGCAACAAAAAAUACGAGCUUAAAAUUGUAUGGUAGGGAACUACGAUAAACUUUUUUAGAUUUCAGCGUGAAAGACUGAGGUCUGACUGCGAUUUUCACUGAAAUCCCUUGAUUCUUUUGUACUGAUAUUGUUAGAUGCCAAUAUGGCUCUAAUAUUGCUCUGUGUAUAAAAAAAAUAUACACAGAAUAGACCAAAGUCUAAUAGACUAAAGUAUUUUAGAAGUACUUACAAGCGGGCGUCCAAACAAGACUUUAGUCUGAUAUUUUAGGUUCCAUCUGGUAUGUGAUUGGAAACAUAAGUCGGUUAAGCUAGUUUUUAAUAUCACUUUUAUUAUAAUACUGAUAUAAUCAAUAGGAAAGUAAGUAAUACGCAGCAUGGAGACAACAAUACAGGGAAUAAUUUAGUCGCAGGAAAUUCAAUUCGUAUAAUCAAAACAUCGCGUCAAUUAAAUUUAUAUUUCUGAAGUUAGCCAUGCUAUGCCCCACGAAUGCGAAUAAAAUAGAUACGUAUUUGGACUAUUGCGAAGAAAUUUAUACUUUCGGACAAACAAACUUUCUCGUCAAGGCCUUUACCAACAAAUGCGACUGUAAAUUUCCUAGCUAAAAGAGGGCAUUAUUUUGUUUAGACGCUUUGGCUCUAAAAAAACAUCUACAUUGUUAUUACGGUAUUGUCGUCUCCGAGUCGUGAAAUAUCAUCUAGUCGUCUUAGCAAGUAAGUUAUACGUAACUUAUGAUUUUUCAAUUUUCAAUUAAUUAUUUUUUGAAAAUUUUCCUACUUUUAUACCAAACUGUGAUUUGAAUGAAUUAUAUAUUUUAUAUUCAUAUUUAUUUGUACCUAAAGGUACCUACUAAUAAUAAUUUAUCCCACUAAUUUAGCUGUAAGUCUACCUAUUUAAGUGACAAAAUUCCUAGUACUUAUAAAUUAAUUUAAGAAUUAUUAUUAUUUUUAAGCAUAUUAUAUCCCCUUGCCGUUUACGGCCCUUGAAUAAUAGGUAAGAAUCGUGUUUUUCGAUUUUCUUAGAUUGGUAUCUACACAUAGUUUAAAGCUAGCGCUUGAAGUUCUCUCUUUUCCCACAUAUUAAAGACAUCGCUAAAAGUAAUUUAGCCAGGCAAGCUCCAAAUCAGAUAGCACGAGGUGGGUAAACAAUGUGUAGUUAUCAAUUUAAAAGCAAUUGAUAUUAUAUUCAAUUAGGUGUAAUACAUAGGUGUCUAUUUAUCUGAACUGUUGUUUAUAGGUCCGCAGCGUAUUACUUUGUUUCGGUACGUAAAACAUGCUCUAGUAGACAAACGCGUUUGUCAUACCAUCAAAUCUAUAGGUGUUUUGGCAUUUUUGACUAACCAUAAGUUAAUCUUAAUUUGUUGCAAACCCUUACACCUGCCUAACACUGUACAGCACCAAUUAACAUCAUCAAACUGCAGUCCAUCUUUUGAUAAUAGCCUACUUUGCAACUCUUAGUACUUGCGCUUCGGACCUAAAACACUCCUUGGUCAAAGUCAUUACAUUCUACAAGAUUAAAACACUUUGUAGAUGAUAAAUAAUUAUAGCAUCACCUUUUUAAAGCCACCCUAAGUUCUGAGAAAAAAUAAAAAUGAAGGCUUUUUAUAUCCAAGCUACAGGGACAAGAAGUAUGGACCUACAUAAAAUUUAAAGUAGACGAGGUUUUCGAUAUAGGAGUAGGUACUAAAUCUUUACGAAAUUUUCCGUCUAUCUAACUAUAUUUUGAGUUUUCCAAAGUAAUGGCUCUACAAGGUGUAAAACAAACUGAUUUCGUGUAACGUUUCGAAUUUACAAUUUGUAUCUUGUAUCAAUAAAGGAAUAAAAAAACA
Molecule: messenger RNA, 3234 nt
Organism: Helicoverpa armigera (cotton bollworm)
Lineage: Eukaryota; Metazoa; Arthropoda; Insecta; Lepidoptera; Noctuidae
Product: peptidyl-prolyl cis-trans isomerase NIMA-interacting 1
Exons: 4
Coding region: 352-873 (173 amino acids)
Cellular component (GO): nucleus; cytosol
Molecular function (GO): peptidyl-prolyl cis-trans isomerase activity; protein binding
Source: RefSeq, a predicted model, not a curated record